CACCUCCCAAGAUCUUUGGGGAUCCAUCAGCCCAUCACUAAACUCCAUUAACAAUGGCCACCUCCGGGAAACAAAAAACACUAACCGGCGCCGGCGACCUGAUCAGAAUCCUGCCGACCGGCACCGUCUUCCUUUUCCAAUUCCUCAGCCCAAUCCUCACCAACAGCGGCGACUGCAACUCCUUCAACAGAUCUCUCUCCCUCAUCUUCAUCCUCCUCUGCGGCCUCUCCUGCUUCCUCUCCUCCUUCACCGAUUCCUACAUCGGCCACGAUGGCACCAUCCAUUUGGCCUUCGCCACCCCCACCGGACUUUGGCCGGCGCCGGCGCCGGCGUCGGUGGACUUAUCGGCCUAUAAACUCCAGGUGGGGGACUUCGUCCACGCCACGCUGUCGGCCGCCGUGUUUGCGGUCCUAGUAGUGCUCGACUCUGACACGGUGCGGUGUUUUUUCCCGAGCCUGGUGGCAGAGGAUAAACUGUUGGUACAGGUUCUGCCGCCGGUGGUUGGAGCGGUUUCGAGCGCGGUGUUUGUUAUGUUCCCUAAUACUCGCCAUGGCUUUGGGUACCAUUCAACUGCAACUUCCACUGGAGUUCAAAAAGCUGCAUUAAGCUAAUCAAAACAUUUAAUUCAAUAUCUCCUCUGCUGUCCUUCCGUCGCCUCUGUUCUCUUUGGCCGCCACCUCCUUAUCGUCAGCAUUUAAUAUAUUUGUAUGUGUAUAAUGUAAUUUCAUAAAUUAUUGUUCAAAAUUUGUAUCCGAUUUUUUUUUAUUUUUAUUUUUAAAA
This is a messenger RNA of Benincasa hispida (wax gourd), 780 nucleotides long. The record is from RefSeq and is a predicted model, not a curated record. NCBI's taxonomy places the organism in Eukaryota, Viridiplantae, Streptophyta, Magnoliopsida, Cucurbitales, Cucurbitaceae.